This is a messenger RNA of Racocetra fulgida, 245 nucleotides long. The record is from the annotation of a GenBank genome assembly. Lineage: Eukaryota; Fungi; Glomeromycota; Glomeromycetes; Diversisporales; Gigasporaceae.
UUAAAUUUGAUGAAAGUAGUAAUCUUGAUGAAAAUACAAAUGAUCAAAUUUCUGAUGUAUUUACAAUUGAAGAAGAAGACCAAAAUGAUCCAAGGAAUGAAAUUUUUUUAAAUAAUGAAUUUGACGAAGAUUUUAAUUUGGCUGGCAGAAAUAUUCAUCCUGCAGAUAAUACUUCAGCUAAGUGGAAUUUGGUUACCUUAUUUGUAGAUAAUUUGGAAUCUCCAACUUAUUUGACAAAUAGCUAG